Conger conger (European conger) is the source of this 1086-nucleotide messenger RNA. It is a transcript of the gene c1qtnf13, whose product is annotated as C1q and TNF related 13. The transcript is spliced from 2 exons. The record is from RefSeq and is a predicted model, not a curated record. The annotation marks the transcript as partial. NCBI's taxonomy places the organism in Eukaryota, Metazoa, Chordata, Actinopteri, Anguilliformes, Congridae. Gene Ontology annotation, molecular function: protein binding.
AUGGCUUUCAGCACUUCCUGCUUCCUGAUGGCUGUAAGCACUUCCUGUUUCCUGGGCUGCCUGCCGGGCCCGUCCUCGGCGCAGCUCUUCACGCCGGGGGGGACGGACCUCCGGUCGGCCUUCUCGGCCACGCGCAGCAGCAGCAUCCUGGGCGGGCCGCAGCAGCAGGCCGUGACCUUCGACCGGCUCCUCGCCAACAUCGGCGGCGACUUCAGCCCGGAGACGGGCCUCUUCCGCUGCCGCCUGCCCGGCACCUACUACUUCGCCUUCACGGCGGGGAAGUUCCCCCGCAAGCUGCUGUCGGUGAUGAUGGUGAAGAACGGCCGGGAGGUGCAGGCCAUGGCCUACGACGGCCACCGGAGGAAGGACCGCAAGGUGCAGAGCCAGAGCGUGAUGCUGAGUCUGAAGGCCAUGGACACCAUCUGGCUGCUUCUCCACGCCAGCCCCAAGUACGCCCUGUACAGCAACCUGGGGCCCUACAUCACCUUCACCGGCUACCUGGUGUACCCCGACCACUCCGCCCACCCCAUCAGCAACCACUUGACGUCCCCGGCGCUGGGGUAUCCCGGGUGCCCCCCCGCGGCGGACCCCCGCUCGGCCUGGCGGGGCGGCGGCGGCCCGGCGGAGGAGCCGCGCUCCGCCUUCUCGGCGGCCCGGACCUCCUCGGUCCUGGGCGAGAGCUCGGCCUCGGCGGCGGCGGCGGCGGGGGGGGGGGAGAAGGAGGCGCUGACCUUCGACGUGGAGUACGUCAACAUCGGCGGCCAUUUCAACAAGACCUCCGGCCGCUUCACCUGCCGCUUCGCCGGGGCGUACUACUUCGCCUUCACGGUGGGCAAGCACCCGCGGCGCGCGCUGUCCGUCAAGCUCAUGACGGGCGGCGGCGAGGUGCAGGCCAUGAUCUUCAACGAGGACGAGUCGCAGCGGCGGGAGAUGCAGUCGCAGAGCCUGCUGCUGUCGCUGCGCGCGGGCGAGAGCGUCUGGCUCUACAGCCAGCAGCACGAGCGCUUCGCCGUCUACAGCAACCAGGGCCGCUACACCACCUUCUCCGGGUUCCUGGUCUACCCCGAGGCAACGGAAAACAGGCGU